Molecule: messenger RNA, 1698 nt
Organism: Myotis myotis
Lineage: Eukaryota; Metazoa; Chordata; Mammalia; Chiroptera; Vespertilionidae
Product: protein phosphatase 1 regulatory subunit 7-like
Exons: 1
Coding region: 2-1081 (359 amino acids)
Molecular function (GO): protein binding
Source: RefSeq, a predicted model, not a curated record
CAUGGCGGCCGAGCACGGCGGGGGCCAGCAACUGUCGCAGGAGAUGAUGGAGGUUGACAGGCGGGUCGAGUUUGAAGAAUCGGGCGAUGAAGAAGGGAAGAAGCAGAGCAGCCGUAUAGUGGCAGACCUCAGCGAGCACAGCCUGAAGGAUGGAGAGGAACGGGGGGAAGAAGAACCAGCAGGACAAGAGCUGCCUGUGGAUAUGGAAACCAUUACCCUGGACAGAGAUGCAGAGGACAUUGACCUGAAUCACUACUGCAUUGGAAAAAUUGAAGGAUUUGAGAUUCUGAAGAAAGUAAAGACUCUCUGCCUCCGUCAAAAUCUAAUUAAGUGCAUUGAGAACCUGGAGGAGCUGCACAGCCUCCGAGAACUGGACCUGUAUGACAACCAGAUCAAGAAGAUAGAGAAUCUGGACACACUAACAGAGCUGGAGAUUCUAGAUAUUUCUUUUAAUCUACUGAGAAACAUUGAAGGGGUUGACAAGUUGACAAAACUGAAAAAGCUCUUCUUGGUCAACAAUAAAGUCAAUAAAAUUGAGAACUUGAGCAACUUACGUCAACUGGAGAUGCUGGAGCUGGGAUCCAACCGCAUCCGGGCCAUUGAAAAUAUCGACACGUUAACCAAUUUGGACAGUUUGUUUUUGGGGAAAAACAAGAUCACUAAACUUCAAAACCUGGAUGCACUCUCCAACCUGACAGUCCUCAGUAUACAGAGCAACAGGCUGACCAAGAUGGAGGGUCUGCAGAGCCUGGUAAACCUGAGGGAGCUGUACCUCAGCCACAACGGCAUCGAAGUGAUAGAAGGCCUGGAGAACAACAACAAACUCACGAUGCUGGACAUUGCGGCAAACAGAAUUAAAAAGAUUGAAAAUAUCAGCCAUCUAACAGAGCUGCUGGAAUUCUGGAUGAACGACAAUCUCCUCGAGAGCUGGAGCGACCUGGACGAGCUGAAGGGAGCCAAGAACCUGGAGACAGUAUACUUGGAGGGGAACCCCCUGCAGAAGGACCCACAGUACCGACGGAAGGUGAUGUUGGCACUGCCUAGCGUGCGGCAGAUCGACGCCACCUUCGUCAGGUUCUGACCCUCCUCGCCCUCACUUGCUCUUUCUCUCCAAAAGAACUUCCUGGCCACGGUUUUUUAAUCCACCCGUUGCUCCUGAAAUCAUCACUAUCAACGGUCACAACCCAAUGGCAAUAAAAAGGCACUGAGUGAUCACUGCCGUGUGUACUGCCAGUCACACUCUGGGAGGCAUUGCUGUUCCAUGCACCACACGGUGUCCCAUUGCUCUGUGUCCUCUCUGAGGGAGGUCACUCAAGCAUCCGUGUGCUGCUGGGUGGGCAUUCAGGGGUCGUCCCAGUGGCCUGAAGCCUAUCAGCCCAGAGCUUCUAGUCUUUUAGACCAGUGAUGCCAGUGUUUUAAAAUGACAUUUUAAAACAAAACUGCGUAAAGGAUGGCUCAGCCCUCUGUGCUGUGACCCUCAGCUCUCUUAAAGAGCAAUGUCGUGUGCAGGCCCCGAUCCUCCUGUUCCCCCUGCCCCUGCGGCCCUCUGAGGUCAUGUUGCCACUGACAGAUGGUAAACCCACCUGAGGCUCCUCAAAGACUUUCUGCAAAGAGCUCGCCUCUGACCACCUGCAACAUUGUCUCCCACUCUGACCCCAUCAUCGUGUUGAUUCGUGUUUUAUAAAAUUUACCUCAACA